AUGGGAAAAGAAGGUGGGUAUUGGGGAGGAAGAUCUUCCAAGAGAGCUGAAGCAGAAACUCCUUCUGGUUGCAUCUCUGCUUUCUUUCAGUUGUUUGAUUUCCACCCUUUUCACUUCUCCUUACAACACCAACCACAAGCUUCUUCUAAUUGCCACCACGACACUGUCACUAUCCCCAAAGGCACUGAAGCACCUAGGAACAGUUUGGAAUCAGAGGAGGGCUUAAUGGUCUCUUCCAUUUCUUCAAAAGAAGAAAAUUUAAAAAUCCCAAAGAAUAGUAAAUUAUUCAUCAAAACAAGUGCGGGAAUUAGCAGCAACGGUAAUAAACUGGCAAAUGUGAAUGAUCUUUCCCCAGGAACCAAGACUCCAACUUUGGUGGCCAGAUUAAUGGGUCUUGAUCUUCUUCCAGACGCUCAAUCUCCUUCUUCUUCUUCUCCUUCAUCUUCUUCAACCACUACCACUUCUUCUUCAUGUCUUUCUGCAACAAAGUCUCAGGUUAACUCACAUCUACAUCACCACCAACACCAACACCGCCACCUCAGACCUCGGCAACACAACGUUAUAAUAACAAAACCCAGACAUAGCAUGGAUGACAGUAUUGCAGCCUCUCGUUUCUUACCUGAUACUCCUCGAAUAUCAUCAGCAAGAAGAUCAGAUGUUGAACACAGACUGUCUCUUCAGAUCAACAAAGAGAAUAUGGGUGUUGGGGAAAAUUUGGAGCUACCUCGGUUUUCAUUUUCAAAAGUCAAGAAGUUUGAAGAGCAGCACAGUAGCAAUAAUAAAAGUCCAAGGCAUUACGCUAAGCAAAUUGUGAAACAGAUGAAAGAGAGUAUGAUGAGCAGGAAAGUAGGGAUUGACGUCACCAACACUGUGAAAAACAACAAGAGAUCAGGGGAGCAAGAACGAGGAGGUGAAUUUGUGGGCCAAUUCAUGAGGAGCAAGAAAUCUCCCAGGACGCCGACAACUUCAUCAGUGAGUAAAGUUGCAGGCAAUGAAUUAAGCAGCCCAGGCAAGGUUUCAAAUAACCCAUCUUGUUCCCCAAGGCUCAGAUUCAUGGACCCCAAGAACAAGUUAAGCACAGUGUCAACGACAGGAAAUGAGGAUCAAAUUUCACCACAGCCAGUAGUCAAGUUGGAUAAUCAACCACAGGCUGUUUCAAGCGUUUUGGCUCAGGCAAAGCCUCAACCCAUAUUAUUUGAAGAACAAGAAGCUCAGUUUCAGACGCAGAAAUCGUCAGUCCCAAAGUGUAAGAAAGCAGCGAAUGAAAAGUUCAGUCCACGGCUCAAGAAACCUAUCAUUCGAAACAAGCAAGAUGAAUCGUUUGUUCGACCAUUAUCAUCUCCUAACAGAGCCAGUGACAUAAAGAGUACAAGUAAAAGCAAGAAAAAUCAUCCAUUGUUGAUCAAGCUUCUCAACCUCAACACAGUCCAAAAUAUAAACAGUAAUACUCUUCCUGCAGCAGUCAACACCAAAAUACCUCAGAAACAGACACAGGUAUGUGAUGCACGAGAAGCGAAAUAUUGCAGCUCACAGUUAUUUAGCGGUUCGAGCCAGACGUACACAAAGGAAGCGACGUCUUCGUCGUGCAUACUGAGCACUACUACUACUGGAGAAAGCAACGUCGACGAAUUAGACAAACGUAAGAUCAGUGGCUCCAUGCUUAAUUAUAAUGGUCCAGAAUUUGAGUACGUCUCAAGCAUCCUAAGCCGUACUGGCUUAGCAGUCAAAAAAGAAGGCCGCAGCACCAGAACCACAGUAGUGUCAGUGUCCUUAUUCCGUCAAUGGCUCUCCCCAACCCAACCCUUGGACCCUUCAAUUUUUCACCAUCUCGAGCAACAAUUCCAGAACCAGAACCAGAAUGAGAACCCCACUUCAAAUAUUUUCUCAGCUUCCUCGCAAGAUGGAAACUUGAGGCCUAAGUAUGAUCUGGGUGUACGAAGUAACCGAAGGUUACUGUUUGAUCUGGUUAAUGAAACAUUGUUGGAGGGUUUAGGGCCUUAUUACGAUGAAGAAAUGGUGUGGGAGAGGAUAACCGGGAGGUUUCUGAAUAAGAAGUGUGAGGUUCUAGAAGACAUAGAUGCUUUAGUAGAAAUGGAAGAUAUGGGGAAGACGAUGAUGAAGAUGAAAAGUGCAGAGGCACUGAUGGCAGAAAUUGAAGGGAACAUCAUGGACACGUUGCUGCAUGAGACGGUUAGGAUGGUUACGGAGUGUGGCUGUUGGUGGUGGUGGUACGGAAGGAAGGACGAGGACGACGCCGUUUAGCAGAGCAGAGAGGGGGGGAGGGGAG
Molecule: messenger RNA, 2287 nt
Organism: Neltuma alba
Lineage: Eukaryota; Viridiplantae; Streptophyta; Magnoliopsida; Fabales; Fabaceae
Exons: 4
Coding region: 1-2262 (753 amino acids)
Source: RefSeq, a predicted model, not a curated record